Priapulus caudatus is the source of this 1279-nucleotide messenger RNA. RefSeq names its product protein unc-119 homolog B-like. Gene Ontology annotation, biological process: nervous system development; cilium assembly; lipoprotein transport. Gene Ontology annotation, cellular component: cilium. Gene Ontology annotation, molecular function: lipid binding. Lineage: Eukaryota; Metazoa; Priapulida; Priapulimorpha; Priapulimorphida; Priapulidae. The record is from RefSeq and is a predicted model, not a curated record.
UAUAAGAGCUGGAGAACAACAGUACCUUUUCGCGAAAAUAGCAAAGCCACCGCCCACAGAGAAUGAAGAUGAUGACUGGAUUCGGGCGAUGGGGACCUGGGACCCGAACGCCGGCCGAUUUGUUCGCUAUCAGUUCACGCCACAAUUAAAAUUGCGGACAGUAGGUGCAACGGUGGAGUUUACAGUGGGGGACAAGCCAGUCAACAAGUUUCGCAUGAUCGAGCGACACUUCUUCAGGGAGCAGUUGCUUAAAAGCUUCGACUUCGAGUUUGGCUUCUGCAUCCCGAACAGCAAAAACACGUGCGAACAUAUAUAUGAGUUCCCACUGCUAGACUCUGACGUGGUGCAAGAUAUGAUUGAUCGACCGUACGAGACCAAGUCGGACAGCUUCUAUUUCGUUGAGGAUAGGCUUAUCAUGCACAAUAAAGCGGACUACGCUUACAAUGGCGGUCAGCAGCAACUCUGAGGCUUCAUCUCUUCGGGUCAUACCUAAAUGUGCUUCAUCUGUCCGCGGAGAGUCCUCAACCGUAUAGGUACCAAUUAACAGGGUAUUACAUGCUGCACCAGUAUUUCCCACCUAUUGCAAUAUUCGGUGCAUACACACGCUGCAUUCCCAGGUACCACAGAGCAAGCAGUAGCAAAAUUAGGUCAAUCUAAUCGUUAAUUGAAGGUGCAUUGUCACCCGACUUGCGUACCAGUGUAUAACUCCCUCCCGCCAGUACCAUCAGCACCCCCCCGAGUAAUGCUACUGUAUAUAUUUAAUUAUUGUGUCAAUGGUGUGUUCCACGUAUGAAAGGUGAAGCAAGGGGAGUGAACGUUAUCCUUUUCAUUCCAUCUAAUAAUGCUUAGUCAGCAUUGGUAAGAUGAGAUAUAUCGCUAGAUGGAUAAGGAUGUGAGCUACAGUGUACAUAGUGCGUACUGCGUUUACAGUAUACAUUCAGGAUUGCCGUGAGAAUACGCAUCCUGUCCUAAAUUCAUUGGCCAUACUUGGUGGUCAUGGUGAAAUGACAGCCAUUAGCGGGUCAAUAAUCGUAUUGCAGCUUUUAUAACCUCUUUUAAGGCACAUGAAAUGUACUUUCUGCUGAUCUAUGAAGUGUUAUUGUGUUGUCAUCUGUCGACCCUGAAGAGGGCUAAACUUGAUUUAUUUCCCACCAUUUCUUCAUAAGCUCAAGAAGCCAUAACUAGUGCAGUUUAUCACUGCGUUCAACGUGAAAAAGUCACCAUCUCACGAUAAAAUGCUAAAAUCUAUUAAAUGUGAAAUAAGAUCAGAGCACCUGAA